AUGAGUGCUAAUGACGUUGAUAUGGACGCCGAAUUAGCGCAACUUUUGCUCGAGCAGGAGCAGUUUCUUAAGCAAAAGAAGCCACCAGCAGCGAAAGUGUCGCGUCGCGGUAGUGUACCCAGCGUUUUAUCGCCAGAGAGCAAGAAAAAUGCUUCUAAAUUGGCUCCCGAAGAGGGUUUUCAGGUGCUGAAAAGCGUUGUAGAGCGUCAAGUGACGCCAGAAACUCACCGAAACCUUCAAUUUGGCACUCAAUUGACCGGAUUUCCCGUCGCUACUCGACGUAGUCCCGGUCAAAGUCUUUUUGGUCGUAGACGCCGUGAAGCAAAGACUCAGGAUCAAGAAGAAGAGACAAAGAAACACCAUAUGGACCCUGAAAGUCGAGAUAUUGAUGCAGCGAAUCGAGCCAAGUUGCAGGAAAUGAGCACACAAGAGAUUUUAGAGGCCCAGAAGGAGCUUUUAGGAUCGUUAGAUCCUGAAUUGGUGAAGAAACUGAAGAAUAGAAGGAAGAAGACGGAAAAUAUUGAAGAGGUGAGAAAUGAAAGCUUUAAGACGCAGGUUACAAUUGGGGAAUCGAUAGUAAAGAAUGAAGAUCGUGAGAAAGAAACACUUAUCAAGAAUUUAGCUGCUGUCAAGACGGAGAAAGAGCUGAAAGAACAAGAAAAGUUGCUCACUGUCGAGGAACGAGCGAAAUUGGACUGGACGCAGUCGAUUUCAAAGAAUAGUCGAGUUUCGAGAAAGAGAGUUGCGCAGAUCGCGAAGGAACCGACGAUGGAACGGUUUGAUCUUAAUGGGAAGAUUGUGGAAGCCACGAAUGCCGACAUACCCGUGCACUCUGGAUUGUUUCAUCAUGGGGACGAUCCCGAAAUUGCAGGAUAUACAUUUCCGGAAUUGUUGCAUCUUACACGCAGCUCUGUCGCCAGUCAGCGUGCCAUGGCUUUAAAUAUAGUGGCCAAGGUCUUGCACAAUCGACAGCUCCAGACCCUCGAACGUCGUCGCGUUUCACCGCAAGUAUUGCCUCGAAAUAUAGUGUUGACGCUACGAAUGGUUUUGGAUGAUCAGAACUAUACGGCACUUAGUGCGGGCGUGUCUGCGCUUCAUGCGUUCAUUGUACCGCUUGAAGUCGCUGAAGAUCACUCCUUUACGGAAUUACCGUAUGGAACAAUACUUUUUCCGAACAAAGUUCACGUGCAUCACAAUGUAGUGGAAAAGCAGGGUAAUAGAUUUAAAAAUGCUUUGAAAGAGGUCAUCUACAUUGAUACGACGGAAAAUGACGAUGGAACGAGCAUCAGUGAUGAAGAUUUGGCUUCGCUGGAUCCCGUUCAAGCGCUUCUUCAUAUGAAUUUGAGUACACGGCUUCGGUAUAUUCUUGAAACGAUCCAAUUGCCGGAUCAAGAUGCCACAGAAAAGAUUCUUGAUAUUUUAAUUACAGUAGCUCGUCACUCUCCACGUGCUGCACAAGAGAUCAAUUCAGACGCAAAACUUCUUCUUCUCUUGCAGCGUCAAUUUAUUGAAAAUGAACAGAUACUCACUUUUGAGUCCGACAACAUUCAAGCGCUUCAGCUUUCUGUGAAAACGUUAAAACUUGUGCGAGUACUUUGUCAAGGUGAACGGAGUGUCGCGAUGGCGCUACUUUCGAGUGGUUUAAUUCAAAGCACAAAAGGAUUCUUGGCGCUAAAAGAAGUCCCAACGGGAAAUAUUUGUGAAGCAACGAACUUACUGUUUCAAACUUUGCAAGUGGAAAGUCUUCGAAUUUGGCGAAUUCUUCUCGGUUACGGACUUGAUUUUCACUGUUUUGCGUAUCUAUUCCCUGUUCUUUCAGACUUACUCCAUCAUUCCACCAAUGCACAAAAACUGGCAUUAUUCAAAGCGUUAGAAGCUUUUUGUGCUUUAGAAUUGAAGCAUGAAGCGCAACAUUAUUUUAGUCAACUGAAUUAUUUCCUUGAUGUAGCAAAAGAUGAAGCUAUCAUGAAUUUUCGAUUCUUGUUGACAGCCUCAGAAGUGCUUAAUUUGGAUGUUACUAUGCUCUUAUCGUCAACGCUGAGAUUUCUCACUAUCGCGACCAACUAUGCAGCAAAGUACAAGUUGGAGACAGCUGGAGUCGUACAAGUUUUGAAGCUCGUACAGUCCAGUGACGUGCUCAAGUUGCUUUCACGGCUGACUGAGACAAUAGAGACCCGAGAGUUACUCGUAGCAAUUGUCCGAUUCUACAUGCAAACUGUACACAACGAUUAUUUAUACGAUAACGUGGAUGAUCAUGACGUGCGAACAUUUUUGUGUCAAGUGGAAGAAUCUUUGCUUAUUGCAGCAACUAAUGCUACUACGUCAUCUUUUGAAAUGAAUGCUGUUUUAAUACAAGCAUGCGAACUUGUGGUUCUCGUAGAGGAGUUGGAUAUCAUACAUUUUACAGAUGCGUUCGUACGAAAAAUGUACCACCAAGCUUUGAUUCUUGUACGACGACUGCGAAGUGGAGCAGAGUAUUGGAUAACGCAAUUAUUCGCUCAAGUCUUGUUUCACCCCAAAUUUUUUCAAAGACUUGAAAUCUUUUGUGAUCAAGCAGAGGCCAACCGCAUGAGUCAUGUGCUUCUUCCCAUUUACCAGGCUCUUCUCAACGCCACACGCAACCAAGAGACUCAUUCGAUGCAAUUGUUCACACCCAUUUCCAAUAUUCACAAGAUUUCGUGUCAUUUAUAUCUUCCUCAAGAAGAACAAAGUAGUGACAUUCUCUUUGAUGAUUAUGUGGAUACUGCACUUCAUCAAUUGCUUCCAAAGCUCAUUACACCAAUCUAUCAGUCAAACGAAAACUUACUUUUUACUGGAUUUUUGAAAAAUUUGAAAUGGAAUCAAGAGAUUGAAUCUCAAGAUCAAGUUGCAACAUCUUUUGCAUCGGAUGAACGGCAACUUUUGACAUUUGUUGAAAAACUUGUUGCUGAAUUUACAACAACAUCAUUUGGCAAUUUCCACUUUGCACAAUGUGUGACAUUACUAUUAACGGACGACUUUCCUGUCGACGUGCGUACAUUUGUAUGGAAAGAACUACACGAAUCGCAUCUUUUGCACACACUUGCACCUUUUAAAGACGCAAAGAUUGAGAUUUUAAAACGUUGCACUAGGACAAGUGACGUCAAACUUGUGCCAAUCAUGCAACAAAUUGUGUGUACCACUCGUGUUUCACCUGUACGAGGAGCUUUUGUGUACACUGUAGCAAUACACCAGUUGGUCAUGUACUUAUUUGCUCAAAAUGAUGGAAAUACAUUUGGUGUUGCACGGCAACAAUUAAUUCAGACUCUUUUAAACGAAGCGUCACCUACCAUUUGGGGCCAUCUCUUAAGCUACAAUGUCGUCGACAUCUCAAUACUCAGUGAAUCACAUGACGUCAUUCAAAUCGAACGCGUGAAGAAACUUCGAUCGCAAGCUUUGUUGUCUUCCGAUCAGUUGCUUACAUUUGACGCCACCAUAUCGUUACUAUGCCACUAA
Plasmopara halstedii is the source of this 3474-nucleotide messenger RNA. RefSeq lists its product as uncharacterized. Gene Ontology annotation, biological process: transcription by RNA polymerase II. Gene Ontology annotation, cellular component: nucleus. The transcript is spliced from 2 exons. The coding region runs from base 1 to 3474 and encodes 1157 amino acids. NCBI's taxonomy places the organism in Eukaryota, Oomycota, Peronosporomycetes, Peronosporales, Peronosporaceae. The record is from RefSeq and is a predicted model, not a curated record.